AUGCCUGCCCUCAGAUCCAUGGCCGCGGCCAUGGCGGCAGCGGCCCUCGUUGGCCACAGCUAUGCCACCGAGGUGUCCCUGCCCCCGUGCCUCGAUCCCUUUAAGCCUUUCGUUUACGCCGGUUGCUACAAGGACCUCGGCAACCCGCAGCUGUUGCCCUACCGCAGCUCUGCCCCCAGCGAGGACAUGACUGUCGAGAAGUGUGUUGCUGAGUGCAAGGGCAACGGUUACCGCUACGCUGGUCUCGUCUACUACGGCAUCUGCUACUGCGGUGCCACCGUCCGCGGCCCCGAGGCCGACGAGUCUGAGUGCAGCUUCCCCUGCAACGGCGACAAGUCGGAGAACUGCGGCGGCAACAACCACUUCUCCGUCUGGCAGGACCCUACUUUCCAGGCCACCGAGGAGGUCACCAUCGAGCACUACGAUCCCAUCGGCUGCUGGACCGAUGACUCGCCCUAUGGUCGUGCCCUCGUCUACAAGCAGGACCACAUCCCCUCGUCGGAGAUGACCACUGAGAAGUGUCUUCAAGCUUGCCGUGAUGGCGGCUUUCCCUUCGCUGGUACCGAAUACAGCGGCGAGUGCUGGUGCGGUGUCGUCAUUGGCAACGGCACCCACGCUGCCCCUGAGUCUGAGUGCAACAUGCCUUGCCAUGGAGACAACUCCCAGACUUGCGGUGGUCCUUCCCGCCUGAGCCUCUAUGCUGCCGAUGAGCUGCUUUCUCUCGAGCCUUGCGGCUACGUCCCGCCGGCUGAGUCCAGCUCGUCCUCUACUGCUGCUCCCUCCUCGACCUCCACCGAGGCCCCUGAGCCAAGCUCGACUUUCCCUCCCGAAGAGACCUCCAGCACCGUCGAGGAGCCGACUACUACCCCUGAGCCGACCACCACUCCUCCCCCCACGACCUCCAAGUCCAGCACCACCACCUCGACCACUAGCUCGGUCUGCACCACCACGACCGUGAUCCCGCCCACUUGCGAGUACAAGUGCGGCAAGUGGUGCUCGAAUCCUCUGCCCGACUGGAAAGACCAGAAGACCUGCAGCCAGGCCUGGGCCAGCUGCACUCUGCAGAUCGCCUCCUGCUUCUUGACCGCCUCGUGGCCCGAUGUCCUUGACUGCUUCGACUUCAGCGAGUGGUGCUCAGACGUGAGCCGUGCCUGCGGCAAGAUCCACCACAAGCACGACUUCAUCAAGCAGCACCCUCCUAAGGGCGGCAACCCGGCCGUGACCAAGACCAUCACGGUUCCGUGCGCCACUCCGACCAGCACCAAGACCUCGAGCACUUCUACCUCGACGGUCGUCCCGACCCCGACCAACAUCUGCACGCAGCCAUCUAACCCCGUUGGCGGCAUCCCGUUCCCCAUCGUUACCUGCAACGACGUGAGCAAGGACUGGCCGACCUACCCCUUCAAGAAGUUCGACCACCCCGACACCAAGAUGUGCAAACGGUACCAGCGCAACAAGGUUUCCACCGCCUGCGCCGACGCCUGCAAGGACCAGUACGAGGACUGCAUCAAGGUGUACGCCGAGGGCUGCCGACAGAAGAAGAAUACCGGCCCACGGGAUCUCCUUGCCGUUUCUAGCAACAGCCAGCAGCUCGGCAGUCUGGGUAAGAGGACGUUCUACCAGUGGACGGACGACUACAUGACUGCCGUGCGGAAGUGCGAGAAGCAGCUGAGUGAUUGUCUCAAGUUGAAUAAUAAGAUUGAUGGGAAUAAGAAGUGCCCUAGCUUCGGGCACUAUUAA
Messenger RNA from Thermochaetoides thermophila DSM 1495, 1740 nucleotides. RefSeq lists its product as uncharacterized. Bases 1 to 1740 code for a protein of 579 amino acids. The transcript has a single exon. Lineage: Eukaryota; Fungi; Ascomycota; Sordariomycetes; Sordariales; Chaetomiaceae. The record is from RefSeq and is a predicted model, not a curated record.